Molecule: messenger RNA, 381 nt
Organism: Racocetra fulgida
Lineage: Eukaryota; Fungi; Glomeromycota; Glomeromycetes; Diversisporales; Gigasporaceae
Source: the annotation of a GenBank genome assembly
AUGAAUGAACUUGAGGAAAAGCAAUUAUCCGAUCUUGAGAUUGUUCGUAAUAAAUUGAUACUAGAACAAGAGUCUAAUAAGAUUGUAAAUGACACUCAUCGUGCUAGUCAGGUUUUGGAAAUUCAAGGCAAGAGAGCGAUUGUUCAGGUGCUGAUUCAUGUUGAAUUUACUGAUGAUAUCCUAAAGAUUCCCAUAUCGGAAAACUUGUUAGCUGGUCUUGUCAAAAAAGUCGACAAGGGUGUGCUUGAUGAUGAAGACAAUUUCUCUAUUUUAUUUGUGGCUGUGGGCGUGAAUAUAGAAACAGCUCGUUUCUUUAAGCAAGAUUUUGAAAAGAAUGGAUCUAUGGAGCGUGUCUCAGUAGUCUUCAAACUUGGCUACUGA